Molecule: messenger RNA, 591 nt
Organism: Rubroshorea leprosula
Lineage: Eukaryota; Viridiplantae; Streptophyta; Magnoliopsida; Malvales; Dipterocarpaceae
Source: the annotation of a GenBank genome assembly
AUCAUGGAAUUCCAAAAGUCCAACUAAAAACUCUUAAAAUCGCGCGGUGGUGGAAGUCAUCUUCUCCUCUAUGGUUUAUAUUUCCAUCCAAGUUGUUUCGAGUUAAGUUACAGACAGAGUCAUACAAAACACACAAAUAUACUCCAUGGCUAUAUUUUCCAAGUGUCUUAGCAAGACAGAUAUUGGGAAGAGAUUGUCUGUUCCAAGCAAGUCUCUCAAGUAUUUCCCGCUGUCCAGCGAACAGCAUGCGGUUGACUUCAAGGUCAAAGACGAGAACGGUCGGGUCUGGACAUUCCGGUGUUAUACCCGCAGGAAGAAGCACCUGAAGCCGGUUCUUACCAAGGGAUGGCGUGAGUUUGUUUGCACCAAAAAGCUUGAAAUUGGGGAUAAAGUGGAGUUUUGCAAGGAGGAUGAAGAGGGCGCCGGCAACGGCACCAGGUACUGUGUGAAAGUGAAGAAGGUGGUCAGAGUAUUUGGUGCUGCUCUUGGGCACGUGCCAAUUGUUCUCCCUCAUUAGGCCAAUGAAUUUCUUCUGAACCUUGUAAAAAUUGUAGUAUUAUGCUUUCUCCAGAUUAAAUAUUACCAGAAAAU